GCAUUGAACUCGUUGUGUCGCUUUACUUUCACUUUUUUCCCCUUCUUGUUCUCCUUUUCUUUUCUCUCCCUCUUGGCGUCCUCCUGGAAUGGAAUUAUUCAAGACUCGGCUGACCAGUCCUGAAAGCGGCGUGCUGCCGUCGGAAGUCGAAUAUUAUGCAGGUGACGUGUGUCGGACGCAAAGAAGUCUCGGAGAGGACCUCAAGGCUCGCAGAGGGAGAACUCGUCUCUUCGGAAAGGGGUAAGGCUGGUCGAAAAUCCGCGGUGCCCACGCUACUAUGUAGUCACUCCGGCGCAAAUGAUGCUACAAGUCUAUGGGAUGACGAGAAAGGUUGGACGAUCCCCGCAAGAAACAAAGAGGACGAAAGAGUAUGGACUGGGGAAGCACCCAACAAAAAUAACAAAAAAAGAAAGAAGGGAAAGGAAACCCCCACAAGAAGCACAAGGCUAAUGCUGCUGCGGCUGAAGAAGAGAAGAAUGGUAUCCGAAAAAUGACGAGGCGAGAAGGAAGAUGACGGAAAACAGGAGGAAGCAAAGACGACACGAACAAGGCUGAGCCGUAAGAGACUGACAAAUGACGGCGUUGCGUAGCGAGACCAGACGAAGCAGGGUCCCACACACACACACACACACACACAAUUUCUGCCCUCGAGAUGUCUUGUGCGACUGGCAGGCCAGCAAGUCGGUGAGAGGUGUCGAGAAGGGAGGUG
This is a messenger RNA of Cryphonectria parasitica EP155, 709 nucleotides long. RefSeq lists its product as uncharacterized. The record is from RefSeq and is a predicted model, not a curated record. NCBI's taxonomy places the organism in Eukaryota, Fungi, Ascomycota, Sordariomycetes, Diaporthales, Cryphonectriaceae. Bases 156 to 494 code for a protein of 112 amino acids. The transcript has a single exon.